Molecule: messenger RNA, 1845 nt
Organism: Periophthalmus magnuspinnatus
Lineage: Eukaryota; Metazoa; Chordata; Actinopteri; Gobiiformes; Gobiidae
Gene: ackr4b
Product: atypical chemokine receptor 4b
Exons: 2
Coding region: 119-1225 (368 amino acids)
Biological process (GO): immune response; chemotaxis; G protein-coupled receptor signaling pathway
Cellular component (GO): membrane
Molecular function (GO): scavenger receptor activity; chemokine binding; chemokine receptor activity
Source: RefSeq, a predicted model, not a curated record
UGUUGUCAGCAGUGGAGGGAUUGGGCGGGCUAUGGAUUGCACUGUGAAAGCCACCCUAUAAUACGUUUCACUACAGCUGGACGCUUCAACACAAGAGCUUACAGGAACAUAAGUAAAAAUGGAGGAUUACUUUGACAACGACGAUGGCCUGAAUGAGACUUACGACUACGGGGACUAUCACACAAUCUGUGAUAAAGAGGCCGUGCGCUCCUUUGGCAGCAUCUUCCUGCCUGUUAUGUACGCUGUGGCUCUCGUGGUGGGGCUGUCAGGAAACGCUUUGGUGGUGGUGGUCUACACUUCCCGCCUGCGUCUCCGCACCCUAACAGACGUGUGCAUUCUCAACCUGGCCAUUUCCGACCUACUGCUCCUCUUCACGUUGCCUUUCUGGGCCGCAGAUGCAGUUCACGGCUGGAGGUUGGGUCCUGCAGCUUGUAAAAUCACAUCUUUUGUCUACAGCACUAACUUCAGCUGUGGCAUGCUGUUGCUAGCCUGCAUCAGUGUAGAUCGGUACAGGGCGGUAGCCCAGGUUACAAGGGGUCGGCCCAGCAUAAGCUCUCGCCCCAGAAAACAGUGGCUGCUGGUGUGUGUGGUGUUGUGGGCUGUAGCCAGUUUCCUCAGCCUUCCAGAGUUGAUCUUCUCUACAGUCAAACACUCUCACUACAGGAUGUCCUGCACAGCCAUGUACCCUGUUCACAUGGCGCGUGCUACUAAAGCUGCCCUGGAGCUGCUGGAGCUAAUCCUCAGGUUCCUGGUGCCGUUUGUGGUGAUGGUGGUGUGCUACAGCUGGGUGGGUUGGACCCUAAGUAGAAGUGGAGGGGGGCGCAGACAGAGGAAGUGGAAAGCCCUGCGUGUGCUCCUGGCUGUGGUAGCUGUGUUCCUGCUCACUCAGAUGCCCUACACUUUGGUUAAACUGAGCCGCACACUGGACAUUAUCUAUCUGCUUGUGACAGACUGUGACACCAGCAUUAACCUGGACCACGCUAUGCAGGUGACGGAGAGCCUGGCUCUCACACACGCCUGCAUUAACCCCCUGCUCUACGCCUUCAUGGGUUCAUCCUUCAGGCUGCACAUCCUGAAGGCCGUUAAACACCUGGGCCAGCACCUGGGCAGUCACCCACGGCAACCGCCACAAGAGCCCACUGUGGAGAUUGCCCUGAACAACUGCUCACAAGUGCAGUCACAGUCUGACUCUGAUGACCAGGACACAAGCACUUUCACCAUUUAAGGGUUAUUAUAUACUCCUUAUCUUUUUGCACCUUACAUUUGUUAUUGUAUCUACAGAUCUACAUAUGUAUAUUUUUCAUAUUUUUUCUUGUUUAAAAAUGUACACAAAAACCACUGAACAAAUUAUCUGUAAAAUAAAAUGUAUAUCUAUUUUAUUGAUUUACUGUUGAAAUUGUUUACUGUUCCCAUCAUCUGCUUUUCAUUUGGCAUUGGUUAGGGUGUGGGGUGGUAUUACACAGAGGGCAAUCCAUCUAGUUUAAAAUAUUUAGAAACCCAACUAACAAAAUAAGGGAUUGUUAAUGUGUUUUCCUCCUUUGAUCAGGUGGAUUAUUUUAGUUCACUUAUAAAUGCAUGCCGUGAGUCAGACCAAUAUGGGGUAGAUCAUGCCCAAAGCAUUAGAGUUUAAACAUGAAACGUCAGUGUUUACAGUUGUAUACAUUUAGAAUUAGUCACUGUAUUCACUAAAACCUUCCAGCUCCGAACAGUGAAAGAAUAGCUCACAGCAAGGAGUGCUACAGACAACAGCAUGGAUACCGGACACCACACAAAGGAAGAGAUCUGUACUAGUUGAACAAGCAAAUUCUUUGCUCCACUCUGGCCUACAUGGAAUCUGGACUUUGU